This is a messenger RNA of Myotis daubentonii (Daubenton's bat), 5462 nucleotides long. It is a transcript of the gene SCHIP1, whose product is annotated as schwannomin interacting protein 1. Gene Ontology annotation, cellular component: plasma membrane; cell junction. The record is from RefSeq and is a predicted model, not a curated record. Gene Ontology annotation, biological process: positive regulation of hippo signaling. Lineage: Eukaryota; Metazoa; Chordata; Mammalia; Chiroptera; Vespertilionidae.
CGUCCCCACCCCCCGGGAAUUCUAAUUCUCUGGGAAAGUGUCUGCUUCCCCGAGAAUCCUCGGGGCGGGGUGCCGGGGCGCGCCUGGCGCAAAAUGGUUAAAACAAAGUCCACGCGCGCCCCGCGGCCCCUCUUACGGAAAGUGUGCGCGCCGGUGGCUGGGCACCCCCUUUGCUGAUCGGAGGGUUAGUUCCCCGGAGGAAGUCCGGCUGUGUCAGGGGAGGGAUGCCGCAGGCUGGUGCCGGCUCCCGCCCCCAGGCCUCCGGCGGGGCGCACCUCCCGCCAGACGGGCGCAGCGCGCCGGGCCGGGGCGUCUGCGGCGGGCGGCGGGCGGCCGGAGCGCGCUCGACCCGGCAGCUCACUCUCUCUGCCUCCUCCCCCCAGGAUUACCGAGAGGAUGGGAUGGAUCUAGGCAGUGACGCCGGCAGCAGCAGCAGCAGCAGCAGCCGCGCCAGUUCGCAGUCCAACUCCACCAAAGUGACCCCUUGCUCCGAGUGCAAAUCCUCGUCGUCGCCGGGGGGCAGCCUGGACUUGGUGUCUGCCCUGGAGGACUAUGAGGAGCCCUUCCCGGGUUACCAGAAGAAGGUGAUUGAUGAGUGGGCGCCGGAGGAGGACGGGGAGGAGGAGGAAGAGGAGGACGAGCGCGACGGACGAGGGUACCGGGAUGACCGCUGUCCCGCCCGGGAGCCGGGGGACGUGAGCGCCAGGACCCGCAGCGGCGGCGGCGGCGGCGGCGGCGGCGGGGGGAAAGGAGCCACCACCGCCAUGCCGCCCCCCCUGCCCAACGGCAACCUCCACCCGCACGACCCCCAGGACCUCAGGCACAAUGGCAACGUGGUGCUGCCCGGCUGGCCCAGCGGCGCUCGAGUCCCCCGCCGGGCGGUCCAGAAGCCCCAGCUGGCGGGGGGCCUGCGCGGCGGCCGGGGCCCGGCGGGGGGGGGCCUCUGCCUUCAGCCCACGGACAGCGGAACGUGCGUCCCAGAGGAGCCCCCGAUGCCCCCAAUGGACUGGGAGGCGCUGGAGAAGCAUCUGGCUGGACUGCAGUUCCGGGAGCAGGAGGUGCGGAACCAGGGCCAGGGGAGGACCAACUCAACCUCAGCACAGAAAAAUGAGAGAGAAUCUAUCCGACAGAAGUUGGCACUCGGGAGCUUCUUUGAUGAUGGCCCAGGAAUUUAUACCAGCUGCAGCAAAAGUGGGAAGCCAAGCCUUUCCUCUCGCCUGCAGAGUGGGAUGAACCUGCAGAUCUGCUUUGUCAACGACAGCGGCAGUGACAAGGACAGCGAUGCGGAUGACAGCAAGACGGAAACCAGCCUGGACACCCCCUUGUCGCCCAUGAGCAAACAGAGCUCUUCCUAUUCCGAUAGAGACACUACUGAAGAGGAAUCUGAAUCCCUAGAUGAUAUGGAUUUCCUCACCAGGCAAAAGAAAUUGCAAGCUGAAGCCAAAAUGGCCCUCGCCAUGGCCAAACCCAUGGCCAAAAUGCAAGUAGAAGUGGAAAAACAGAACAGGAAAAAGUCUCCCGUCGCUGACCUACUGCCACACAUGCCUCAUAUAAGCGAAUGCUUGAUGAAGAGGAGUUUAAAGCCCGCUGACCUGAGGGACAUGACUAUUGGGCAGCUACAAGUCAUAGUCAAUGAUCUCCAUUCUCAGAUAGAAAGCUUGAAUGAAGAGCUGGUCCAGCUGCUGCUCAUCCGAGAUGAGCUGCACACGGAACAGGACGCCAUGCUGGUGGACAUUGAAGACUUGACCAGACAUGCCGAAAGUCAGCAAAAGCACAUGGCAGAGAAAAUGCCUGCGAAGUGAAGAGGAGCCAUCCCAUCAGAGGACAAGCUAGACGUCUUUUUGCUUCUGUGGUUGUAAAAAUGCUGUUGUGCAAGGUGGCGCAGAAACAAACAAACAUCAGUGUUAGUCAUUGAUAAUGUCUGAAGCUUCGUGUCCAGUGAUUGGCCUUUGCUUCUUUUUCUUUCUUUUUUUCCCCCACAUUUUACCAGAUGAAUUUAAUUGACAUUUUCAGAGCAUUAUACCCCAAAACUGCAGGGCACACAUUCCCCUCAACUCACAUGGAACACCCUCUAGGACAGACCACAUAUUAAGCCACAAAACAAGCUUAAAUGAACUUAAAAAGAUUUAAAUCAUUCCACACACCUCCCACCCCACCCCCAGCCACAAUGGCAUGAAAGUAGAAAUCAAUUAAAAAAAAAACACCUGAAAAACACACAAACACAUGGAGGCUAAAUAACACGCUACCAAACAGUGAAUGGGCUAACAGUGAGACCAAGGAAGAAAUCAAAAGAUACCUUGAUCCCUGGCUGGUGUGGCUCAGUUACUUGAGUGCCAUCCAGUUCAAUUCCGGGUCAGGGCACAUGCCCGGGUUGUGGGCUCAAUCCCCAGUAAGAGGCGUGCAAGAGGCAGCCAAUCGAUGUUUCUCUCUCAUAUUGAUGUUUCUCUCUCUCUCUCUUUCUUCCUCUCCUUCCUCUCUCUCUAAAAUCAAUAAAAACAUUUUUUUUAAAAAAAAAAGAUACCUCAAGACAAGUAAAAUAAGAACACAACCCCAAAUCUAUGAGACACAGGGAAAGCAGUCCCAAGAGGGAAAGCAGCAACAACACGGGCCCACCUCAAGAAACAAGAAAGUCUCAAACCAGCAAUGGAACCUUUCACCAGAAGGCAGGUUUUGAAUGAGCCCAUUGGAUUAUUUUAAAAUGUGUACCAUGAUCUUCAUUGGAUUGAUUGAUUGUUAUUAUGGAAGUAUUCUUUUUUUUUUUUUAGUGAGUAAAGUUCACCAAACGUAAAAACUAUUUUAAAAUGAAAAAUCCAGUAGCAUUUGAUACAUUUACAAUGUUGUGUGAUGAUCACUUCUAUCUAGUUCCAAAACAUUUCAUCACCCCAAAAGGCGACCACAUACCCAUGAAAUGGUCAUUCCCCAUGCCCACCCACAGUCACUGUCAGCCACUUGUCUGAUUUCUGUCUCUAUGGAUUCGCUUAUUCUGGAAAUUUCAUAUAAAAGGAAUCACACAAUAGAAAAGACAAGGUUUCCCUUAAAAACAUAAUGAUAGGCAGACCCCUACUAAAAUUGAAGAGUAGGUGGCACACAAAAUUAAAUUCAGAGAAGGAAAAUCAAUUUCACAAGAGAGCACUUCAUCUUGAAGUCUUCAUCAUCUGAUGUAGGCCAGGAGUUGAUUAAUUCCAGGUUUGCUGAAAGCCCAGAAACAGCGACCACAAGCUGGAGUUUUGUGCAGCCUGUUCUGCUCCUUAGUCUCCAGAACUCUCAUUCGCUGUCCUUGAAUUUGUUUUUCCUGAUACUUGGAUAGAUUCCUGUAGACCAAGAUUGCUACUUUCAGCACACUGUUUAGAUCUUCUUCAUUCUAAGUUAGUUGGUCCUUGCUUCCCAUCUGAUCGACUUUUGUGCCUCUAUUUAAUAAAAAUUCCACCAUUUGCUCUUUGCUUUCCUUUAGACUCCUUAAGUGAAAGUGGUCCGAGGUCAUCCUCGUGUCUUUCUUCCAUAUUUGCCUUGUGUGAAAGCAGCCCUUCUACUAUUGCUGUAUUUUGACCAGUGGCAGCACAGUGGAGAGCAGUGUUGCCGUCGAUGCCCACUGCAUUUGGACCAGCACCAUGGUCUAACAGAAUAGUUGCCCAGGCCUCUUCCUGGCAUUGUAUGGCCUUAAUCAGAGCUGUUCUGUUUUCAUUGUUACAGGGGUGCAACAGGCAUUUUCCAUCUGCUAGGAGGGAGAGUAGCCAUUCCCAGAUGGCCAUUGGCGCAGGCCGGAUGUAGAGCAGCCCUGUUCUUCUUGUCUCUAUCAUUCAAGCCACUUCACCUGAACAAGACAAUUCUUCACUCUCCAUACGUUGCCCAGGCCGGCAGUUUUGUGAAUAGGCAUUUUCUGUCGGCUAGGAGGGAGAGUGGCCACUCCCAGAUGGCCAUUGGCACAAGCCAGACCUAGAGCAGUCUUUUUCUUCUUAUCUCUGUCAUUCAAGCCACUUCACCUGUUCUGCUUCUUAGUCUCCAGAACUCUCAUUCGCUGUCCUUGAAUUUGUUUUUCUUGAUACUUGGAUAGAUUCCUGUAGACCAAGAUUGAUACUUUCAGCACACUUUUUAGGUCUUCUUCAUUCUAUGUUAGCUGGUCUUUGCUUUCCAUCUGAUCGACUUUUGUGCCUCUAUUUAAUAAAAGUUCCACCAUUUGCUCUUUGCUUUCCUUUAGACUCCUUAAGUGAAAGUGGUCCGAGGUCAUCCUCGUGUCUUUCUUCCAUAUUUGCCUUGUGUGAAAGCAGCCCUUCUACUAUAGCUGAAUUUUGACCAGUGGCAGCACAGUGGAGAGCAGUGUUGCCGUCAAUGCCCACUGCAUUUGGACCAGCACCAUGGUCUAACAGAAUAGUUGCCCCGUCCUCUUCCUGGCAUCGUAUGGCCUUAGAGCUGUUCUGUUUUCAUUGUUACAGGGGUGCAACAGGCAUUUUCCAUCUGCUAGGAGGGAGAGUAGCCAUUCCCAGAUGGCCAUUGGCGCAGGCCGGAUGUAGAGCAGCCCUGCUCUUCUUGUCUCUAUCAUUCAAGCCACUUCACCUGAACAAGACAAUUCUUCACUCUCCAUACGUUGCCCAGGCCGGCAGUUUUGUGAACAGGCAUUUUCUGUCGGCUAGGAGGGAGAGUGGCCACUCCCAGAUGGCCAUUGGCGCAGGCCAGACCUAGAGCAGUCCUUUUUUCCCCUUACCUCUAUCAUUCAAGCCACUUCACCUGGACAAGAGAAUUUUUCACUUUCCAUAUGUUGCCUGGGCCGGCAGCUUUGUGGAUCUUCCCCAGAUUUUUGUCUGGAAUGUGGUAGCGUGCCCUCUGUCUCCCGCGCCACUCCUCCCGGGCUGGCGGAGGAGCCCAAGGGCAACACGUCCAGCCUCCUCCGAAAGGUAAACCUCUCUCUCACACGAGAGCCCACGAGCUUCAGAGAAGCCCCGCCUUCCCUCCGCUUUUCUCGACUCCUGAGCCCAAUACUCUCUCUAGAUAAGCCGACCACCUCACGCCACAACAUUCAAGCAGGGCAGUUUCCUGGCCUUUGCUUCUUAAUUUAUUUUAAUUUUUUUUUUUUACUGUGCCACUAAAUAUCAGGCAUUUUAAUAAAAUAUUGUUACAGAAAUGUACAGUGCUUACACCAUCACAAAAUCCAAAAGGGUAGUUUUUAUUUUUAUUUGUUUAGAGAUUUUCAGUUGAAGCAGUAUUUUACCAUUGACUACUUUCAUUCUUCACUGUAGUUUUAAAGAACUGUAAAUGACGGUGCUAUACAAGUCAAAAAUCCAUGCCUGCCUCGUAGUGAAGUUGUAGCUCUCCGUAAUAUGUAUAUUUGAAUCAGUUUUCAACAUUUUGUGAAUGUUGACUACCUGAAGUUCAUUUUUAGAUGUGCUAUUAACAUUCUGUUGGAUUCAGAGGGUUCCUUGAAAGUUUUAUGUAUAAAUAUGUAAAAUAAAAAUUAAAACUUUGUUUCA